AUGGACGAAUGGUGUAGCGAACCAGAACCGGACGGCGAUCCAGUAGUCCAGGGCGACGUUCUGCUCGUGCUUCCAGCGGGCGUAGGAGUCGGGGCGGAGGGGGGUGGGAGGAAGGUUGCUAGGUCGGGGAUGGAGGAGAGGGGGUGCUGGGACAUGGCGAGGAGGGCGGGCCAGGCCUGGGGGGAGACCAAGGGGGAGUAA
This is a messenger RNA of Podospora bellae-mahoneyi, 201 nucleotides long. RefSeq lists its product as uncharacterized. Bases 1 to 201 code for a protein of 66 amino acids. The record is from RefSeq and is a predicted model, not a curated record. NCBI's taxonomy places the organism in Eukaryota, Fungi, Ascomycota, Sordariomycetes, Sordariales, Podosporaceae. The transcript is spliced from 2 exons.